Messenger RNA from Prosopis cineraria, 1048 nucleotides. RefSeq names its product inactive protein RESTRICTED TEV MOVEMENT 2-like. The coding region runs from base 149 to 760 and encodes 203 amino acids. The record is from RefSeq and is a predicted model, not a curated record. The transcript has 3 exons. NCBI's taxonomy places the organism in Eukaryota, Viridiplantae, Streptophyta, Magnoliopsida, Fabales, Fabaceae.
AAGAGAUCUCAUUAGUGAUGGCACUAAAUCGUGUUUAUGAAGAUUUUCAACCUCCUCAUGAUUGGGUUCGUGACGAACAAAGUGAAACUCUCUCAUUCUUCAGCUUGAAGGAUUUUCAAGGAGCCAAUUGAAGGUUCAAAUAUCAGCAAUGCGCAGGAUCAGGGUGAGUGGUGAACGACAAAUAGAGGGCAACAUAUGGCGUCGUUUUUACUCGGAAUUCCCAGUCCCACAAGAUUCAGACACAAACAACAUUGGAGCCAAGUUUGAGAGAGGCACUUUGUACGUUAGAUUUCCCAAACUUAUCACUCCUGUUACGCCUCAACCACCGCCGACUCAACAAGCUCCUUCGGCGGCGCCACCGCCUAGGACACAACAACCUCCUCCUCCUCCACCACCGCCACCUUCGCCGCCAAAGCCGAGAACAAGAGAGGAACCAAAAGCAGAACAAACAAUCGAGAAGAAGCCAGAAACAAGGGAUCAGCCAAAGAUAGAACAGAAGGAGAAAGAACCACCAAAAGAGGAGAAGCAACAAGCCAAGGAGAAGGACAUUUCUCAAGGGAAAGGAUUGGUGGAGGAAGAAAAAGCCAGAAAGCUAAAGCACCAGAAACAGAUCAGAGACAUCUUCAAAAGAAAGAAGAAGAAUCCAGAAGGCCAUCAUCAUCAUCAUUUUCUGAAGGAGUAUUGGGUUCUAUGCAGGCUCAGGAUUAUAAGGACGCCAUUGUUGGCUUGGUUGGAGAGCUCAAGAAGCAAAAGACAGUGAUCAACAAGCUUGCGAUUGUUCUUGUGGUUCUUUUGCUUGGGCUCUAUCUCAAACACUUAGUCAAGUCAUCUUUUGGAGGAUCCAAAACCCACCAGGAGCUAUAAUUCAUCCAGAACUUAAUUAAUUGUUUCGAUAAUAAAAAUAAAGAGAAAAAAAAAGUGAGUAGUCAAGUCAUAUCUCUUUGGAAUUAUCGUGAUGUUCUCUGAUCUCAAUUAAUUUGUGUUUAAGAUAGACUUGUGUGUUGUGAUAUUGAUCAUUGUCAAAUACCAAAUCAUUUAAUUAUUCAUA